UCCCUUUCUCUGUUGCCGCGUCUCAUUCUAUCCUGUCCUCUUUCUCUUUGUGUGCCGGCUCACUCUUUCAUGGAGUGACCUUGCCUCCCAUUCUCUCUCUCUCUCUCUCUCUCUCUCUCUCUCUCUCUCUCUCUCUCUCUCUCUCUCUCUCUCUCUCUCUCUCUCUCUCUCUCUCUCUCUCUCUGUUUUCUUUUUUCUUUUACCCUUCUUACCCUCCUAGUUUCUCGAUUCCCCUCCACCUCCCUCUGUAGACAGAUGUGGACGGCAGAGGCAGGAGUUUGCAGAGAGGACGGAAGCUCUUUACCAGCAGAACAGUAUUUAUAAGGAGGAGAAAAGGCCCAGAGAGCAACGAAUGGACGUUUGAGCAAUGGAGUCCUGGACAGUAGAACACAGCCCUGAAGAUAUUCCAGGGAGGAAGAAGUCUAAGCUGAAGAUUCUGAAAUCUCGACUGUUCAAGAGAUCCAGAAAGGAAGAUGAAGGCCGCGCCAAACUCAGCCAGUCUACCAGUGACAUCACAGCUGGGAAGGGAAUUGAUUCAGAGGAAGAUGUAGCGUGCUCCGAGAUAAUGCUUGCGUCAAGAGCAUUGUCCCAUGAAAGCAUCUUUGUGGCAGACGAGGUCCUGGCCGACCCAGAACCCUCCAGGGUGCUGUCCCAGGAGAAUGUCCACACCAAGAUCAAAGCUCUUCAGAUGAAGCUUCAGCAGCAGAAGUUGCACUUGGGGCCCCCCUCCAGUGGUCUGUCGCUAAAACGUCCGGACCACCUGGCCAGGGCUUCUGCUAGUGAAUCUGCGUCACAGGAAGCUCUCAAUAAGGAAAUAUUGCAGCCUUCCGCACAACCUCUGUCUCCUGCCCACAAUAAGUCACCUACCAGAUUUGUGGCUCCCAUGGCAUCUCCUUCUGCACCUACUGCUGUUCUGCUGACCUCACCUACUACUGCUGCUGACCUUCCUUCAGACUUCAGCAGCCCUGCCAAGGUUGCUUCCUCUCUGGAUACUUCUGCUGCACGCCACCGCAUGUCCGUCAAGCCAAGGAACCAGAGGGCCAGCACUAAACGACAGAGAGCAUAUGUCAGUCCUCUUUCAAACCUGACAAAUGACAUGAAUCAUCCAGCAUUGGAAGAGGAAACUAGUUUUCCUGCUGAAACGGAGUCUGCAAUGUCCUCCCACUCAAUUCAGAUCCCACAAUCAGAACCAGAGGGGGUCAACAUCUCGCUUACACCCCAGGGUCUCCAUUUAAAUCCACUGGAGGCUGAGGCCAUCAAACAAGAGGCACAAGCAGCAUCACAACCAGAAAGAUCUGAUACAACCCCUCAGCUUCUCGGAGCUAAAUCUCUCCAUCCCGUUGAUCUAAAGCAUCGGCAACAGCCUGCUGUUACGACAGAAGGGAGCAAACUAGAGCGUCUUGCCGACCUAGGAAUACAGGCUGUAUUCCAUGCCAAAAGCAAUGAAUUCAUCUCAACUGGGCUGAAGGUUAAAAAUCUUGAGAGUGAGCACAGCUCCCAAGAAGUGUCUACGACGUCCCUCUCACCCAGCUUUGGCCCAGUUGGGUCUUUCAGGUCUUCCUCUUUGAACCAACAUGGUAUGACUCAGCCAAUGGCUGAGGUCACACAGAGAGAAGGCCAAGGUUCAGGGCCUUUCAACUUGUCUUCUGUAAAAGGACAAGUUGGAGAACGGCCUCGGUCAAGCAGCUUUGUGGCACAUGGUGUAACCAGUUUCAAGGGUAGAUCAGAAACAAUGGUGAAGUCCUUCACCUCAAAUGUCAACCAGUCACAGGGACAAGGAUUUCAGAAGAAAAUGCAGGAAGAGGAAGAUUUAGGAGAUAUACAGCAACAAAGAGUUGCCGGAAUAGCUAAGGAUGGAGAAGUUAAAGACAAAGGUGAAUUUAAUUCCUUGGAAAGGAGGGUGACCUUCAAAAAAAGAAAAUCAGCACAACUUCCAAAACAAGCAGCCAUUAUGACAGGAGCCUUAGCAGGGAUAGAGGGCAGUCAGGAGGGGGUAGAGGAAUCUGUGGAUGCAGAGGAGGUCCUGGAGGAUCAAGGGACAGGAGCCUUUGGCGUGAAGCUUCGCUCCACAUCUCUGUCUUUAAGAUACCGCACUGAAAGUUCUGCCUCCAGUGUUCAACCGAACAGCACAGAGAUGGCAUCGUCUGCCCCGGUGCUAAUACCCGGUCACCCUACCUCGGCCUCCUUUUGUUCUGGGGAAAAAGGUGACAAGAGAAUCAUAGGGGAUAUAGAAUCUGACCGUUCAAGUGUCCAUCGAAGAGGCACAAGGCCAUGGUCUUUCCGACAUGCUGGUGUAACUGCCGCCCAGCCUACUUUCUCAAGCCUUCGAGAUAAAGCCAAUCACACAAAGCAGGCAGAAGUGUCUGUAUCUACUUCAGAGACACUGGACAUGUCUUUAAACACCAAGGAUGUAGAAAACACUGAAGAUACCCUGCAGGGUCAAACGGCCUCACAGUCAGCCCCCCAGUCAGCCCCAGCAGAUGUGUCUUGGAUGAGCAUGGCCAUGGAGAAAACAAGAAGCCUGUUCAGUAGUAUGCCCAGAGAUUUCACAGGCAUGCAAAGUAAUGCCCGGCAGCCGACCCCAGCACAGCUAACAAAUCAGGGCCAGAAUAGCUUACAAUUUCAGACAGAUAAGGAUAUUCAGUCGCAGGCACAACUUGCAUCACAAACACAUGGUGUAGCGCAGCAACAUGAUAUGCCACAGAUACAGGCCACAAGUCAACCAUUAACUGAGGCAAUGAAACCAACGGUAAUCAAAGCAUUGACCUCAGCGCAGACUGUCCAGCAUUCUCAAGUGUCACCUACAGUGGAACAGAAUAUCCCACUAAAUGUCUCUGAAAGACCACAUAUGCAAAAUACUUCACCGAUCUCAAAGCAAGCCCAUAAUAUGCCAUUUCAACCCACCUUAGCUCAGCCAAUCAUACCGUCCAGCACAAAUGCUGCGUCUCCUAUGUUCGCAGCCCCCUCCUUACGGCCUGUCACACAAAUGGAGAGUAUGCCUGAAUCUGCUCCAGGCAGCAAUCCUUAUUCUUUUGCCCAGGCAAACGUAUCUUAUGGCCAGCCAACCACAGCCCAGGAGCCAUCCAGGGGUGGGGGUCUCCAGUAUAGCAACCAAUUCAAACCAAUGACCUCUGCCCCAACCUCCUCAAACAAUGCUCCAUCCCCAGCCAAAGCCCCAGCCUUAGCCACCCAAGGAGGAGCAGCUGAAGAUGGAGCUGCCCAGUCAGGGAGGAGGACAGCGUGGCAGACCUCUGUUGGGGAGAGGGCUGCCUUCCCCGAGUACCGCACAGAGGGAGGUACCACACAUGGUUUCAAGGUGGAUCAAAGUAAAACACAGACAAACACUGAAUCAUCCGUAGAUUCCCUCAACAACAUACUUAUAAAUAAGGACACCACAUCUGAGAGGAGACCAGGAGGACAACUUGCAGAGUCAAUCCCAGCCAAGAUACUAGGCCGGCUUGCUGACAAUGAAGAGAAAAAGGCCAGACAUCGGAUGCAGACCUCGGCAACACCGUCUUCCUCUGCUACACCAUCAUCUCCACUCCAGUCUGAAUCGGUCAGAAGUCAGCCAUCUUGGAUGGAACUAGCCAAAAGAAAGUCAAUGGCAUGGAGUGAUAAAACAAUGGAAACGUUCUAAGAAACGUUCAUACCUAGCCUAUGAAUCUGAAGGUGUACAAAUAACUUUUUACGUAAUAGAUUGUUAUAAAUAUAUUGCUAACCCUAUUUCAAUACAUGUUUUGGUUGAUCCACUCACUCUCGUAGCAAUCUAUGUAAAUUUUCAAAAAAUUAAAAAUUCUAUUGGUUGA
Molecule: messenger RNA, 3806 nt
Organism: Gadus morhua (Atlantic cod)
Lineage: Eukaryota; Metazoa; Chordata; Actinopteri; Gadiformes; Gadidae
Gene: cracdla
Product: cracd like a
Exons: 10
Coding region: 368-3637 (1089 amino acids)
Source: RefSeq, a predicted model, not a curated record